Messenger RNA from Nannizzia gypsea CBS 118893, 693 nucleotides. Its product is annotated as adiponectin receptor protein 1. Gene Ontology annotation, molecular function: signaling receptor activity. The record is from RefSeq and is a predicted model, not a curated record. Lineage: Eukaryota; Fungi; Ascomycota; Eurotiomycetes; Onygenales; Arthrodermataceae. Bases 1 to 693 code for a protein of 230 amino acids. Gene Ontology annotation, cellular component: membrane. The transcript is spliced from 3 exons.
AUGAAACCCAUCAGCAACGCCGCAUCCAAGGCCAAGAGGGCAGGAAGGCGCCCGGCUCUUCUCUCGUUCGACGAGAUGCCAGAAUGGUUUCGACGUGAGUCGAACAAGUGGAUUCUCCAUGGAUAUCGGCCCAUCUCAGGCUCAGCUCUCACUUCGUUCUCCAGCUGGUCGUAUAUCCAUAAUGAGUCUGUCAACAUCUACUCCCACCUUAUCCCGGCCGUUUUCUUCAUGCUUGGUGAAUGGUACCUUCAACAGUACCUUAUUAGCAAAUACUCUAAGGUGACCGGCGCCGAUUUUAUUGCCUUCUCUAUCUUCAUGUUGACAGCCGUUACCUGUCUAUCAUUAUCGGCGACGUACCAUACCUUGAUGAACCACUCCCAGCACGUGGAACACUUUUGCCUGCGACUAGAUAUGCUGGAUUGGAAUUUUCGGGACGUUGACGAUCUUUAUGACGAUGCAUCCCAAGUUCCAAGGCUCGAAGUAUCGCAAUUUCCGAGCUUUGAUGUUCGUGGCGACUGGCUUGUCCGGCGUUGCGCCUUUAAUCCAUGGGCUUUGGGUGUUCGGGAUAUCGCAAAUGAUGACAAAAGCUCUCCCCUACACCAUGGCAAAAGCAGGCUGCCUUUUAUCUGGGACUGCUUUUUAUGCAAUGCCUAUGAUCAUGCACAGGCAAAUAUUGCUUGCUCGUCCAUUUGA